Molecule: messenger RNA, 1719 nt
Organism: Funneliformis caledonium
Lineage: Eukaryota; Fungi; Glomeromycota; Glomeromycetes; Glomerales; Glomeraceae
Source: the annotation of a GenBank genome assembly
AUGAAUCACGAAUAUUUUGAACGGAAGCCUGAAGGAUGGAAUAUUGUUGACUUCCUAAACCGGUGCGACAAAUAUAUAAAAAGUCUCAAAGCCAUCGCUGACGAGCAAGGAGAGGGCGAGAGGGCUGAAAAGGCGAAUUUGCUUUUAGACGAAUUUAAAAAGGCAAGCUGUUUGCUGAGCCACGAAACUGGUGCUGGCGCACAGGGUCCUGACCGUAAAAAAGCAAGUGAAUGGGAGAAAAAGCGCUCGCAGAGACAGGUUAACAUUCACCAACCAAAUCUAACCGCGGGGACUGUAGUAAACGGAGGAACAGUUGAUAUAAACGGUGAAGUAAAACUUAUGCCAAAGAAAAGAGAUCAUAAUGAGUCCGAUGACGAUUUCCAACCUAUGCUUAUCCGACCAAAGCAGAAGAAACAGUCAAAAAGGUCGGUAAAGAAUAAAGAAUCGGUUGCCUCAGCUUCUAAUAAGGCUGAUGAUGAUAAAGAUUUGGAUUAUGUACCUGAGUCAACCGGUAGCACAAGUGGUUCAAAAAAACGUAAGAAAUCAUCUAAAGGAGUAGAAGAGUCCGGAACUAAACCUACAUAUGUCUUGGUAUGGAAUUUAUAUGAAGAUUGGAAACAAAUAGUUGUGGAGUGGACCAUUGAUGAUACGAACAUAAGUGAUGAAUUUUUCCGCUUCAAACGUUUUGCUGAAUCAAAAGCAAACAGACAUGAAUUGAAAUUCUCAGAGCAUCCCGGCGAAAUUCUCGCUCUAAAUUCUAUACUCCUUUUGGAGGAAAACUCUGUCCGUGUACAAUUGAAUAUUUCAUCAGCCAUCCGCGCAAAGAUUUUUGAGCAAAUGAGGGCAAUGUACCCGAAAUACUAUUUGCCGAAAGUGGUUGAAGAUAUGUCAAAUCGAUGUGCUCAAGUUGCUCGAAAACAGACCAGGGAGGCUCUAGAAGAAGAAAUUGACAAUGCUUAUAGUGAUUUAAGGACGAACUCGAGUCCAUCCGAUAAAAAAUUGCUGAGGAUCAGUCAGAAUGUUUGGAAUCACAUUGCAGAGAAUUGGCGAACUAGUUUUGAUAGUCCUCGAACAAUAGAAGACACCCACGUACACCAUUCAAUACAUCCUUUCUUACGUCCAUUUUUCCCCGAUGGACCGGAUAGGAAAGUUGAUUGGGCAAACAAGUUGUCGUUCGUAAGCGCAUCUAGGAAAACAAAUGACAAUGACCAAGGCGAAGGACAUAAACCCGACUUCACAAUCACAGUUAAUAAAAGAAGUGGCAAAUUUGAAGUUGUAUUUGGCUUAUUCAAAUCGCCUUGCAAAAGUAGCUGUCAUUUCGCAAAUGUUGAUUUAGUGGAUUUAGGAGUUUUAAUGAAAGACUCACUAGAUAACAUGUAUAAAGAAAAACGUAUUGAAUUAGACAUGGCUGUAUUUGGAAUUCACGCAUUUGGUUAUAAUGUCCGUGUAUAUGCUAUGGAUCUUUCGUAUGAUGCUGUAUACAGAAUGUAUUUGAUGGGAGAAUUUGAAUUGCCAAAAAGUAAUAUUAGCCUGUGUUUGGUUGAAAACGCAUUACAUGAAGUAGAAAAUUUGAAGAAUUUCGUAGAAGAACAUAUUGAAAGGCUUCCAUCCUAUACCACUAAUAAUGACAUUGUAAGAACCCCAACCGAAAAGAUGAGGAUGAUCAGGAAAACGGUAGCAACUCCUCGCAAGGUUGAGUUGAAGUUAGGCGAUGUGUAA